Molecule: messenger RNA, 1055 nt
Organism: Contarinia nasturtii (swede midge)
Lineage: Eukaryota; Metazoa; Arthropoda; Insecta; Diptera; Cecidomyiidae
Exons: 5
Coding region: 16-981 (321 amino acids)
Source: RefSeq, a predicted model, not a curated record
AACCAUGCGGCUGUCAUGACGGAUCGCAUGCUUGGCGGCGAUUGUAUGAAUGCAAAAUUUAAUCCAGGGAUUGAGAGCCACACUUCGCCAAACAUCAAUAAAAUAAAUUGCGGUGGUGAUCCAAUUGUUUUGAAUACAACUGUUGCUGCGACAAACAUUGAAUCGACCAUUGGAACGCCAGCCAUUCUCGUGGAUCCAACAUUGAUAUCCAGUCAAAAUACCACCGAUAGCCAUUACGAAACCAUUUUAAAGAUAACACCAUUCUCAAAUUCAACGGCUGAACCGGAAGAAACGACAACUUACUUUGCGAUUACCGAUGAAGAUAUCGAUUUAACGGAGCUCAUUGAAAAAGCCCAACAAAAUACAACAAAUGCACCAGGUAAUAAUGAGCACUACGAUGAACUAAAUAUGUCAGCACAAUCACGUCAAGCACUCCUUAAACAAGUUGGUCUGCCCGCUAAUCUGUUUGCAUCUUUAGCAUCCGCAUUUAGACGACCGUGUGAAUGCCAAAAAGGCGUGUGUGGAUGUUGUACGGGCAUGCUAUUCUCGGCGCUACGCCAAUUGGGUUGCAUGAACAUCACAUAUCAUCCGGAUGAUUUUUCAUUCGAAUUCAAAAUGAUCAUGAACAAUGCCGUUUUGUACAAGAAUCGAGUGACCGGACGUAAUCCGCCACCAGUUUGUGUGCGUAUGCCACGUUUUUCAUUCAUUAAAGUGUGCGCCUCAUUCUAUGAUCUUCAUUUUAUCGGACGAAAUAUGCAUGUAUGCAUGGAAAUGUCAGCAUUCGUCCAAGAAUCGGAAAUAUUCAAUCGAUCGUUUGAUUGCAUGCGAAUUGGCGACAAAGGUGUAAAGAUUGUUCGGCCAGAGGAUUCGGCUUUCGUAAAACCAGGAACCGAUGCUGAAAUCGAUACUGGCGGCUAUGAUGACGUUGAAGAUUAUGACGAGAAUGCGGUCGUUCGACGAAGAAAAAAUCUUCAAUUCUAAACGAUGUCGACUUCAACGAUUCUAUUUAUUCAUUUUAAAUUUAAAUUUUAAUUGUUAUUUCUUUGUUUCGUAUU